AUAUUCUCUUCGACGAUGAACCUCCCUCUGUCACACGGGAUAGCAUGUUGGCUCGUGGUCAUCCUCGCGUUCGAUGUCGACGCACAAUGUGGUAUGGAUAUUUUCGUCAACGUAUCAAUCCCUGACGAGACCGUUUACGUGUUCGAGGGCUCUGAUUCCAACACUACCAUCAUCGUCAACGAAAUCCUGCGCGAUGGUGAGCUGACAUUCAGAUCAUCCAAUCCUGCUAAAUUUACGAUUAAGGAUGGUUAUACGACUACGACACUGAAUACGUCCUCUGAUCUUCCCCGUAACUUCUCCGUGGUCAUCGAAGGUCGAGCCAUCUCUAUAGAAAAGCUAGAAGUCUAUUUUAAACCAUCGGGGAGCGAUGACCUAAUCGAGCUCGGCCAACAAACCAUCGGGGUCAAAAGAGUGCCGACAAUUUUACAGGCUGUAUAUAUUUAUAUCAUCUUGGCUUGGAUUGUACUCAGUUACCUUUCAAUGGGGGGGAGCAUGAAUCCUAAAGAUAUUUGGAAGAAAAUUCGACGACCUUAUGGUAUCUUGAUCGGCAUCUUCUGUCAAUUCAUCAUCAUGCCCGCUAUGACUUACAUGAUCGCUCUUCUCUUUGCACGAGGCGAUGACGCUACAUCGGUAGGGAUCGUCUUGAUAGGUACAGCACCCGGUGGGUGGCUUAGUAACAUCUUCUGUGCUCUACUCGAUGUUGAUCUGGUCCUCAGCAUCACCAUGACAUUCUUCUCUACCCUGAUCGCCCUUGGGAUGAUGCCCCUGAACCUUCUCAUCUAUGCUACGCCAUUCACUACUGAGAAUCAAAGAUUACAGACACCCUUCUCGGAUCUGGCUCAACAGCUUGCUAUCCUCGUCAUACCUCUCUUCAUCGGUAUUGCUAUCUCGUGGAAAUUCCCAAAAUUCAAGAAAUUUUGCAAGAAAGUGGUAAAACCAAUUGCUUUUCUCUUGAUUGUUAUUGGUAUAGCGAUGGGAGUACCAGCUGAUUUCUACGCAUUUUCACAAUCUCCAGGCUAUGUAUGGGCCGUCAGUUUUAUCAUUCCUUUCUUCGGAGCGUUCUUCGGCCUGUCCUUCGCCCGUAUCUUCGCCCGGGAUGUCCGUUCAUCCAUCACCAUCGCCAUAGAGACAGGAGUGCAGAACGCUAUCCUAGCCCGGACCAUUGUCUUUCUGUUCUAUCCUAGACCGGAAGCUGAUCUUCUAGCUCGCGUUACCUUGACGACGAGUUUGGUUACCAUCAUAGAAGGCGCGUUCGCUGUAUUAGUGUAUAACAUUUUCAGGUAUCUAUUGUGUAGACGACGAUGUAACAAGGCUCAGAAUGAGGAUGAAUUAGAUGGCGAGAAAGCCGUAGUCGAUGAUGACAUCAAGGCGAUCGAGAUCGAUGAGAAAAACGACAUCGGGAACAAUGGUCAAGCACCUGUGAAUGGAGCCGACAAUGCUGCUUUCCAGACAGAGUCCAAAUGAUAUGGAGCUGAUCAGUGAUAACAUGCCUACAGUACUUACUUCAUUCUUUUUACGUAUAUGUUUACAGGAAUCAUCAACAUUUAUACUCGACAUAAUUGCUGCAUAAUGCUGCAUUAUUUUUCUUUCUUUUUUGAUUUCCCUUUCUUUUUUUCAAAUACCCCUUUCGUAUUUCCCUGAUAUCUGUAAAACCAAAAAAAAAAUUAUCAAAACGUUGAUAUAAAAUAUAUGACAAUAGAAUUACACAAUUAUAGUCAUUAAAUUCGGGUGUGAAUUGGGAAAGAUCAUGUCAGUUUUGCUAAAAAUGCGUAACCUAAUUUACAUGCAAAUGAAAGAACACUUACGACAUGAUAUAUCAUCCACUGCGUUUAUAUUCUAUGUUACAAAAUACAAAAUGAAUUAUGAGUGCAUGAUAUUAUCACUUUCAUAUUGUGCAUAGGGCUACUCUCUGAGUUGUACAAAAAUGUUUUGUAAAAGUUUUAAUCAUAGGCCUUCAUCCAUCCUUAAAAUAAAAUGUCAGUUUAAUGUUUGUGUGAUAUUGUCUUUUUUUAAUAUUCAAUUGAACAUGCCCUUUUUUCUUUUUUUGGAAGGGGGGGGGGGGGUAGGUAUGGCAAAUUUUGCAUAGCAGGUGCAGUGAACAGAUAACCCUUUUCCUCCAUAUCGAACAUUGAUAUGACUAACUGAUGGACCCCCCCCCCACACACACACACACCCUCUUUCUUUCUCCCUCUCUCUCUUCUUCCUCUCUCCCCUCAUGUUCCCUACCAUGCUCUCACUCUUUCUCUACCUCUGUCUAUCUGACUCUGUCUUUCUCUCUCUUCCUCUCCCUUCCUCAUCCAUCACUUUCUUUCUUUCAAUUUUCCCUCACUCUCUCUAUCUUUUCCCCUACCCUCCCUCCCUCUUUCUCUAUCUCCGCAUUUUAUGUAUUCUCUGAACACCAUCUUCACUAAUUUGUUUUAGUGCACUCACCUUAUCCAGUUAUAUAAAUGACUGUAUCGUAGAUCUUAAUAAUCAUAUCUAUCUAUCUAUCUAUCUAUCUAUCUAUCUAUCUAUCUAUCUAUCUAUCUAUCUAUCUAUCUAUCUAUCUAUCUAUCUAUCUAUCUAUCUAUCUAUCUAUCUAUCUAUCUAAAAUCCUCAAAAAAAGUUUGGAAAUCUGACUUUGAUCGAUAAUCCCUCCUCGGUAAAUAUCAAUGUGUAAUUAAUAUUACUGAAUAGAUAAUUUAAUUUUCUUUAAAAUGAUACCCUACAUGAUAUGAUUAAGUUUCACAUGGAAGUGCAGUGCCUUGAAAUGUAGGGCAAGGUCAAAAUUCAAAAGUUGCAAAAUGACACAAUGUUGAAAGUCACUGUUCUUUUUUCCUUGGUGAUGAGUGAGAUUCUCAGCGGUUUCUUUUUUACUUUGAUCGAUAAUCCCUCCUCAGUUUUAGUAAAUAUCCAUGUGUUAUUAACAUCAAUGAAUAGAUAAUUUAAUUCUCUUUAAAAUUAUACUUUACAUGAUAUGAGUAUGGUUCACAUGGAGGUGCAGUGCCUUAAAAUAUGGGGCAAGGUCAGAAUUCAAAAGUUGUAAAAUGACACAAUAUUGAAAAUCACUGUUCUUUUUUCCGUGGUGAUGAGUGAGUUUCUCAGCGGUUUCUAUUAAUUGUUUUCAUGCACCUUAACAUCAACAUUAACAUGGAAUCAAACACACCUCUGCACAAGCAAACACACACACAAAAAAACAUCACUACAUAAACCAC
Molecule: messenger RNA, 3194 nt
Organism: Lytechinus pictus (painted urchin)
Lineage: Eukaryota; Metazoa; Echinodermata; Echinoidea; Temnopleuroida; Toxopneustidae
Product: sodium-dependent organic anion transporter-like
Exons: 6
Coding region: 16-1464 (482 amino acids)
Cellular component (GO): membrane
Source: RefSeq, a predicted model, not a curated record